Micropterus dolomieu (smallmouth bass) is the source of this 7222-nucleotide messenger RNA. It is a transcript of the gene wnk2, whose product is annotated as WNK lysine deficient protein kinase 2. NCBI's taxonomy places the organism in Eukaryota, Metazoa, Chordata, Actinopteri, Centrarchiformes, Centrarchidae. The record is from RefSeq and is a predicted model, not a curated record. Gene Ontology annotation, cellular component: cytoplasm; cytosol. The transcript has 30 exons. Gene Ontology annotation, biological process: monoatomic ion homeostasis; intracellular signal transduction; protein phosphorylation. Gene Ontology annotation, molecular function: chloride channel inhibitor activity; potassium channel inhibitor activity; protein serine/threonine kinase activity. The coding region runs from base 1 to 6858 and encodes 2285 amino acids.
AUGGAUUCGGCGGACGAUUCAAGAAAAGAUCCGCCACUGGGAUCCACAUUUUCCUCGGUGCCUAAUUUAGAUUCGGACGUUAAUGCAAAUGCCCGUAGGCCUGUUUAUGAAAAUGGGACAGACAACAAUGUCAACAUCCAAAACGGAGCCCAGCGGGGGGCGAGUGACCCCAGCGCGUACCCGUCCAAUGACUACCAGGGGCUGAUCCGCCAGAGGUUCAUCCGGCGGAGCUUGUGGGUGUCAGACUCCGAGGAGCAGCCGGUGGACACGCCGGAUUGUGUCAACAGCAGCCCGGUGCUCAACAUUGACCUGCGGACCAUCGUUGAUCGGAGUCGGACCCGGGUUCUGCAGGGAGCCCGGCUGGGCCUCCAAGAGACCUCAAGCAGGGAAAGCCAGGUGGAGCUGAAGGACAGCGCCACAGAGAGCGCGAGCGCCGACGAGGAUAAGGGAGACAGGGGCGUGAGAGAGACGAUUGCAGAGAUUGUUCCCUCGGAUGUCACAGGUAAAGCAGGAAGUGACGAGAACGAAGAGGAACCCGGGAUGAAGGCCGUGUCCACUUCACCUGGGGGCCGCUUCCUCAAGUUUGACAUUGAGCUGGGCAGAGGGUCCUUCAAGACCGUCUAUAAAGGUCUUGACACCGACACCUGGGUCGAAGUGGCGUGGUGUGAACUCCAGGAAAGGAAACUGUCCAAAGCUGAGAGACAGAGGUUCAAAGAGGAGGCAGAGAUGUUGAAGGCUCUCCAGCACCCCAACAUUGUGCGAUUUUAUGACUUCUGGGAAUCACCGGUUAAAGGAAAGAAGUGCAUCGUUCUGGUGACAGAGCUAAUGACCUCAGGGACACUAAAAACGUAUCUGAAGCGUUUUAAGGUGAUGAAGCCUAAAGUUCUUAGGAGCUGGUGCAGACAGAUUCUCAAGGGCCUCCACUUCCUCCACACAAGGACCCCUCCGAUCAUCCACAGAGAUCUCAAGUGUGACAACAUCUUCAUCACUGGUCCUACAGGCUCUGUCAAAAUAGGAGACCUGGGCCUGGCAACACUGAAGAGGGCCUCCUUUGCUAAAAGUGUUAUUGGCACUCCAGAGUUCAUGGCCCCAGAGAUGUAUGAGGAACACUAUGAUGAGGCUGUGGAUGUCUACGCCUUUGGGAUGUGUAUGCUGGAGAUGGCCACCUCAGAAUACCCCUACUCUGAGUGUCAAAACGCUGCUCAGAUUUACCGUAAAGUCACCAGCGGAGUGAAACCUGCCAGCUAUAGUAAAGUCAGUGACCCAGAAAUUAAGGAAAUAAUCGGGGAAUGUAUCUGUCACAGAUGGGAAGAAAGGUACUCUAUCAAGGACCUCCUGAACCAUGCAUUCUUUGCAGAGGAUACAGGCGUGAGGGUGGAGCUCAAUGAAGAGGAUGAUGGGAAGAAAUCAUCCAUUGCUCUGAAGCUGUGGGUUGAGGAUACUAAAAAGCUGAAGGGGAAGUACAAGGACACUGGUGCCAUUGAAUUUACCUUUGACUUGGUGAGCGAGGUCCCAGAAGUUGUUGCCCAAGAAAUGGUGGAAUCAGGGUUUUUCCUGGACUGUGAUGUAAAGGUAGUUGGGAAGUCCAUCCGGGACCGCGUGGCUCUCAUCAAAUGGAGGAGAGAGCGGACUGUCUCGUCAGGUAAUGGCGAGGCGGCUGUAAAGAAGACACAGCAGAACCUACUGCAGGUGCCCGGUACCGGUGUACCACAGGCAGCUACAUUAGCUACAACAGAAUAUGAUGACCAAGAAGCGGAGCAGCAGACCCUGAUCUGCUCCGUGCCCGCCACCACAUCUACUACAUCUGACAGUGGAGCGAGCUCUGCCAUGCAAUUAGAUGAUCUAAACAAUCAGCAAAAUGGCCUCUACCAGUCGCUUACAGAGCCCAUUUCCACAACUCAGAUGAUCUACAGUCCUCCUACACAGGCUGAACCUCAACUGCACCAGGGGCCCUACCAGCAACCCACAGCACAGGCCUCACAUGAAAACUACACACAGACAUCCACUCAAUUACACCAGGGGGCCUACCAGCAAACCACAGGUCAGCUGCAUCCUGGGGCCUAUCAACAAUCUGCAGCACAACUGCACCAGGAGCCUUAUCAGUCUCAAACAACAGUUUCUACUCCAGCUACGCCGGCCCCUAUUGUGCACCAGAGUAGACAGACAUCACAGAGCUUCCCAGCUGCAGCCCCGACUCCACAGCUUACUGCCCAACCCAGCCAGGAGCAGUGUCAUCUCCAACCAGCUGCUGUCCUGCCCCAGCGGUUAUCUGCUGACCAGCCUACAUCUCACCUGAGUCCUCCUGACAUAUCUACCAGUUUUUCACAGUCAGUCUCCAGUGCUCCUCCCCCACUCCUGCCCCUGCAGUUCAGCACACAGUUUCCCUCACCAUAUCCUGUUGUUCAAACAGGGAGCUUCAAGCCCCCUCCCUUUCCUCUAGAUCCUCUGCCAUGUGCCUACAGCAGCAGUGGCCCUCCUAUGUUUAGCUCCCACUACUCACCUUCACCCCACCGCCCCUCCCUUCCUCUGACCCCUCAUGCUGCCUUGCCCUCUAUGCCUACUCUCGGCACCCCUCAGACUCCUCUGUCGACACCUCAGCACAUGCCCUCUAUUCAGCUUUUUAGCAUGGCCAUGUCCCCUGCAGUACCCCAGCAGCAGGGCGGCCCUCCAACAUCUCAGACAAACCUUGGUAGCUUCCAUACCACCCAUCCCUUACCUCUCUCCCAGGUACAAACCACCCCAUACCCCGCCCCCCACCCUGAGCAGGAACUGGCUGAGCAGCCUGUCCAGGUACAGAGGAUUGCACCACAGGGGACAGAUGUUCACCUUUUGGCUCCAGUUCACCCUGAAUUGCCUGCUGUUCAGACUCCUCACUGGGGAAGCAGUAUAGAUGCAGAAGCUACUGUAGGUGGUCUAGACUUAACUGUAGCCCCUAUAGUUCCAGCUCCAGUCCCCGCCCCAGCCUCAAUCUCAGUCUCAGCUACAGCCCAAGUUGAAACUCAAGCCCCAGCACAAAGCCAACCACUGGUCCCAGUAUCAGCCAUGCCUCAAACUGAAGCUUCAACCCUUGGAAAAGACCCAACUUCAGUCCCAAUACAAGUUCCAUCAGCAGUGCAAGCUUCAGCCUCAGCCCCAGUUCAAAUACCAGUUUCGGCAUCUGGUCUCACUUAUGAAUCACCAAAAAGCUCAGACACAUCUUUUGCAAUUGAUAAACCUAAACUCUCAGUCCCAGGUUUAGCCUCGGCCCCAGUUCAAUCUGCAGCCCCAGCUCAUGCUCCAGCACCUGUCGCAGCUUCAGUCCCAGCUCCAGUUCUGCAGCUUGCUGGCAUCCAGACAGCAAUCUCAGUGUCUGAGUAUGCUGGCCAGGCCACAACUCAGCAAAACGUUGAGUCGACAUCUGUGUCUAGCACCCUUCAACAAGAGCCCUGUGUAGAGGAUGGGUUUCAGGACAAACCAGUAUCUUUACCCAGCUAUGCGUAUGACAGUCUCAACUCUGACGUGGCAUCUGGUAAGGAAACAAGUGACGGCUAUGACAGCUUAGCAAGUGGAGGGAAGGGGGACGGGAAACCCAGGAAACACCACCGCAAAUCUGCCCGCACACGUUCCCGGCAAGAAAAGACCAGCAAACCCAAACUGAGCAUGCUCAAUGUUUGCAACACGGGCGAUAAAAUGGUCGAAUGCCAGCUGGAGACUCACAACCACAAAAUGGUGACAUUUAAAUUUGAUCUGGAUGGAGAUGCUCCAGAGGAAAUUGCCACUUACAUGGUAGAGAAUGGCUUUAUCCUGCUGUUAGAGAAGGAGAUUUUCAUCGACCAGCUGAAGGACAUUGUAGACAAAGCUGAAGACAUGCUGAAUGAAGACAUGGAGGGUGAAAGGGCCUCCACUUUGAGUUGUAGUCCUCAACAAGGCCCAGUUUUUGAAGGGCUGGUAGGAGAGAGUCAGCAGCCUGGAGCACCUCAGGCUGUCUAUCAGCAGAAUGUUCUUCACACAGGAAAGAGGUGGUUCAUAAUCUGCCCAGUAGAGGAGACGCCCACAUCCAGCCAGGACACCCCAUCUGAUGGUACAACUACACAGUCUCCUGGGAGUUCAGCCACUCCCCAGCCUACUGAGAGUGGUACUGCAAGGCCGUCCAGAGAAGAAGGGUCGUCCUCCACGAUGUCAGGUGGAAGUGGAGGCUUCACCUAUGAUGUGUAUGGAUUCUGUAGCCCUCCGAUAAUGUCCAACACAGACCCUCUCCUCUUAGCUACUCUGUCUCCCCCUGUGUCUGCUCCCCCGACCCUUCAGUCAGUGUCAUCGGUGGAGCCUGCUAGCAGCUCGGUGCAGCCCAGUGUUCAUCAGGCCCAGCCAGCCAGAGCUCAAACUUUGCCCCCAUCAUCCCCGCAUACGUCUUUCCCAGUUGAUGAGUCACAGGGAUCCCCUUUAAGUUCCAUCUCCCCGAUCCAUGCAGCUCAGCAGAUGCUCGACAUGGCAUGUCCUGUUUCUAUGGCUGACGAAGUGCCCUGCUGCCCUCUGGUCAUGCCUCUGUCUCUGGAUGUGAGCGGGUUGCAGAGUGGAUCUCCUCUCACUCCUCUUCCACUCCAGGAGCCAGGUGUAGUCAAAGAGCCACUGUCGGUCUCCUACGCCUCAGCAACGCGGAGCGAGCGCCCACAGCAGCCUGUGGUGCUCCACCAGCCUUUUUCUAGCGUAGGAGGGACCAAAGUGCCCUCACUGCCACAGAGCCCAGCGCCAUCCCAGCACUGUACAGGGCCCAGUGAGGCAGAUGGCGAAGGACGACUGGGCCGCGGGGGUUUUGUGGAUAGCACCAUAAAAACACUGGAUGAGAAACUAAGGAACUUGCUCUACCAGGAAUAUGCUCCCAUGUAUCCAUCAGGCAGUGCUGCAGAGACACCAGGCUCCGGCACCGAGUACAUUCAGUCUCCUCCUGGUCCAGACAGCGCCACAGGAGGGUCAGGAAACAGCACGCCUGGGCCGAUGGGGGAGGGACGGUACAGGGCAGGAGAACAGCUGCCUCAAAUUCCAGAGAGAAUGGACAGUUUGAGCACACUGAGUGACUCAGCCGUGUGUGCUUCCCUGUCAAGAAGACACGUUCCUCACUCUGCAUCCUGCUCUGGAACAAGAGGCCGAUUUAAGAUAAUCUCUGUUCCUCCUGAAGUGGCCAACAGACGCGAUGUGAAGCAGAGGAGCUGGAGCAGUGCUGCCUCCCCGGCACACCCUGUAGAAUACAAUGGGGACCACGUUCAGGAGUCCAUGACUGCCUCCACGACAAUUGGCCGUUUCUCUGUGGUCAGCACUGAAGAUGACAUUACACAGAGGACACGCUGCAGCCGCUACUCUGCCCCACCUGAUUUCUACCUGGACACACCUCCUUCCAUGGACUCGGGGGCCGAGAGCAGCCCUGCAAAGCUGGCUCCCGCCACCCCGUCUCAACAUACUCGCUCUGAGCGCAGAGGAAGUGACCUCAUGAAGAGGGCUGUGGCCUUCCUCCGUCGCUCAGGUCGCAGCAGCAGUGUGCAGAGCUCUGACUCACCAAGCAGGCAUGGAGGCGUGCACGGCUCCGCCUAUGCCAGCAGUGACAAUGACUCAGAGAUGGAGGACUCGGACAUGAAGAAGGAACUACAGAGACUCAGGGAGAAACAUCUUAGGGAGAUCUCUGAGCUUCAGGCCCAUCAGCGGGGGGAAGUGGAGCUGCUGUAUCGCCGGCUUGGCAAGCCUCCUCCUCCUGGCCUGGGUCUCUCACAUGUUGCACCACACGCCGGCCGUAGAAAGAGGUCCAGCAAGCACAGACUGAAGCCUGGCAAACUUCUCAGCCCUCUGGUGCAACAAUUUAGAAAUGUCACAACCAAAUCUAGUGACUCCAGCAGAUCCAGUGCUGCUACAGGUACAGGUGAGCCCACAGUGAGUUUAAAUGGCUCUCCAGCCAAAGGGUCUUUCCCCACUCACAGCAGGGCUCGCUCAUGCACCAGCCACCUUCCCAGCUCCACCUCAGAGCCCGUGCAAACUCAGCAGCCCUGUUCCCUCAAGGGCUCUUUGUCUUCUGAUAAUAUUUACGCUGGACUACAUAGAGACGGCACUGGCACACAAGCUCCACCUGGACAAGGCUGGGCUAAUUACCCUCAAACAUCUGAGAGAGUGACCUAUAAAUCGAGUAGCAAGCCACGGGCUAGAUUUCUCAGUGGGCCUGUGUCUUUGUCUAUCUGGUCAACACUGAAGCGACUGUGUCUUGGCAAAGAGCGUGGCAACAGGUCUGGAGCUGGACCAGGGGCUUUCAAUCAAUCCCAGCAGCCGCCUACUGGUGCCACACCUCCUUCUCAUCAGCCAGUGAUGGGACUGGCCCAAGCUCAGGCCAAUAACAGCAACAACAAGACAGGCACAUACACUGGCACAUCCAUCAGUGCCAUUGAAAACACCCUACCUGAAGACUUGCAACGGCUGAUGGAUGACUGGGCCCAGGAGGUUCUUAUUGUCACCCACAGGCCACGCACUAACUCUCUGAGCAUCAGCGGGCAGCAGCUUUGGGAUCAAGUUGUGCCUCGAACACAUGGACAACUGACUAGUGCUUUAGAUGUAUCAUCAUGGACAGCCCCAGGUCCAGAGGUCAGCAGUUUCCCCCUGUCAUGGCCUGACAGCCCUGGGUCAACAAUGAUGACCAGCCCCUCCGCCGGGCCCCGUCCCAGUUAUCAGCUUCACUCUCCUGCUCCAUUCAGGGCCUUGUCCUCACCUCUCUCCGUUAGUGGGUUUCUCUUCCCCCUUCCUUCAGGAGUCUUUGCCUUUCCUGCUGUACCCUCAGCCCAGGACGGCCCCGGCCCCACUGCAGCUCCAUCAUAUCAGCCACCAGACCCCAAAGCCAGGACUCUCUAAUUUGAGUAGCAUUGUGUCUUCCAGUUCUGUUACCAAAAAGAAAUCUCAUCAUAGGUCUAGUCAGUCUUAUGUGCAUAUACUGUAUAUAUUUAACCAGCAUGUAUUUAACCAUAUGUACAUACUUGUCUCCAUUCUUGAGUUAUUUGUUUGAUGUGCAUCGACAUACCUCAAGUCCAUAUUACAGUACAUAAUCCCUGAGUGCAGUGUAAUGGUAGUAUUACAUUAAAAUGUGUAUAAUUAGCCCAAUCAGACUUAAAAGUGCAGACUUUUGUCAUUGCAUAUGUAAGUACCUUACCACUCAUCGAAUGUACAUAAUGUACUGUUCAUUCAUGCUGUGUUUCUAUAAAAAGUUCAUGUUUGUGUU